AACAUUGAACGCGUCUGUCAUUAAUUGUAUGCAUACGUUCUUUGAGGCUGACGCAGCUCCCUAUACUUCGUUUAAGGAAGACAUGCUCGGUGCACCAGAUCGACUACGGUUUGGAGGUUCCAGGAUGUCCCAGAAGAUCAAGGCAGGGUCGGUGGUGGAGAUGCAGGGGGAUGAGAUGACCAGAGUCAUCUGGGAGCUCAUUAAGGAGAAGCUCAUCUUCCCCUACCUGGAGAUGGACCUGCACAGGUGACUUGUACCUGCUGCUACACCUGGGCCUGUAGUCAUUACUGUACACCGUAGCAAAGGCUACGACCUGGGCAUGGAGAACCGCGAUGCCACGGACGACAAGGUGACGGUUGAGGCGGCGGAGGCGACGCGGCGCUACAACGUGGGCAUUAAGUGUGCCACCAUCACGCCGGAUGAAAACCGGGUGGAGGAGUUCGAGCUAAAGCAGAUGUGGCGCUCGCCCAACGGGACCAUCCGUAACAUCCUGGGAGGCACCGUGUUCAGGGAGGCCAUCAUCUGUAAGAACAUCCCCCGCCUGGUGCCCGGCUGGGUCAAACCCAUCAUCAUCGGCAGGCACGCCCACGGAGACCAGUACAAGGCCACAGACUUUGUGGUACCUGGACCUGGGAGACUGGAGAUGAAAUUCACACCCAAGAUUGGGGAGCCAAUGAACUUUGUCGUCCAUGACUUUGAAGGUUCAGGUGGCGUGGCUCUGGGGAUGUACAACACAGACAGCUCCAUCAGGGACUUUGCCCACAGCUCCUUCCAGAUGGGCCUGCAAAAAGCCUGGCCUCUGUACCUCAGCACCAAGAACACCAUCCUCAAGAAGUACGACGGACGCUUCAAAGACAUCUUCCAGGAGAUCUAUGAAAAGCAGUACCGCUCUAAGUUUGAGCAGAAGGGGAUCUGGUAUGAGCAUCGUCUGAUUGAUGACAUGGUGGCUCAGGCUAUGAAGUCUGAUGGAGGAUUCAUCUGGGCCUGCAAGAACUACGACGGAGACGUCCAGUCUGACUCUGUAGCCCAAGGUUAUGGGUCCCUUGGUAUGAUGACCAGUGUGCUCAUCUGUCCUGACGGUCGUACGGUCGAGUCAGAGGCGGCCCACGGCACGGUAACACGCCACUACAGACAGCACCAGCAGGGCAAGGAGACAUCCACCAACCCCAUCGCGUCCAUCUUUGCUUGGUCGCGGGGGCUGCUGCACCGGGCGAAGCUGGAUGACAACGCAGAGCUGCGUGUGUUUGCUGAGGCCCUGGAGGUCGUCUGCGUGGAGACCAUCGAGGCUGGCUUCAUGACCAAGGAUCUGGCUAUCUGUAUCAAAGGCAUGGCAGAUACCAAACGCUCAGACUACCUGAACACCUUUGAGUUCCUGGAUAAACUGUCAGAGAACCUGAAGACCAAGAUGUCCAACCAACCCAAACUGUGAUCACCUCAUCUCCCAACUUUAAACACACACACUAUUGACAGCAGGGACUAUGGGCCCCGGCCAACACUGAACCAAUGACGGGGGAAUGUCUGCCCAGAACCCAACCAGAGCUAGAAGACCUAGGACCCUCGACUUAAUCAUUCCCUCCACCAACAGUCUGUCUGCUUCAAGGAGGUGUCUUGUCCAGGGGGAUGUCCCCCCCCAAAGCUAAUGAAUCAUUCCUAUCUGAACUACUUGCCAUUUCUGUCCCACUCUCCCCAUGCUUGCUGAAUAUUCAUGUGGACUCAUUAAACUCAACUUGCCUCUGAUUUCAUUGCUGUUCUGGACUGUUUCAAUGUUACCCAACAAUACCAUCUCCUUCUGCAUCAUAAAAGCUGUUGACCCCCUCCAACUCUCUAAUGCCAUCUGCUCUGCCCCUUGACCACGCCCCCAACUCACCUGAUGAACUAGCUGCCCAAGUCAACACCGCUCUGUCUCCCUCAAUUCUCUGCCCCCCCCCCCCCCAAACUAAACCUGUGUCCUUCUCCCCCUGGUUGACCCCUGAGGUCCAUGCCCUGAAGCAAGCUGGCCGCUGCCUGGAGCGCCUGAGCAGGAAGUCUGGUCUCACUGUCCACACUGAGGCCUACAAACUCCACCUACAGAGAUGGCCUCAGUGCUGCCAGGUCCACCAACAGCUCCAAUAAGAACUCCUGGACUCUGUUCUCCACUGUCAGCAAACUACUUCAGCCUCGUGACGACGCCUUCUCUACUCCCUCCACUGAACUCUGCAACUCCUUCCUUCAGCUAUUUUCAAGGAAAAGCUCACCAAAAUACACUUCACUGACUGAUCAAUCUCUCUUAGCCGCCCCUCCCCCCGUCAACCUCCAAACCGUCACCCCUGAAACCCGGCUCUACGAAUUUGCACUCAUUAUUGACUCUCCCUAUAUCUCAAAAUUCAUGUCAUCAACACCACAACUUACUCAUCAAAGCCUGCCUGCUCUGUCCAUCCCUGGAUCCUCUCCCUACUGUUCUCAUCAAAGCCUGCCUGCUCUGUCCAUCCCUGGAUCCUCUCCCUACUGUUCUCAUCAAAGCCUGCCUGCUCUGUCCAUCCCUGGAUCCUCUCCCUACUGUUCUCAUCAAAGCCUGCCUGCUCUGUCCAUCCCUGGAUCCUCUCCCUACUGUUCUCAUCAAAGCCUGCCUGCUCUCUGUCCAUAUCACACACCAUCAACCUCUCCCUUGCCCAUGGAUCUCACCUCUCCAACUACAGAACAGCUGCAGUCCCCCCCCCCCCCCCCCCCCCCAUCUUAAAAAUGCCAGGAACGGACACCACCAUCUUUCUGCCCAAUUUCCAACCUUCCUUUCCAAGACUCUUGAACAGACUGUUGCCUCCCAAUUACAAACCCGCCUGCUGGUCUAAUUCAAGCCCCUCCAGUCUGGUUUCCACCACAGUACUGAAACCGCACUCAAAGUUGUGAAUGACCUCACCUCUGCUGAUUCUGGUGCCCUUAACAUCCUGAUUCUCCUUGACCAGAGUGCAGCUUUUAACACUGAGCCAUCAGAUUGAGGGUACAGCACUCUCCUGGCUACAAUCAUACCUCAUAAACCAGACCCACUACAUCUCCCUCAAUGGCCAUACCUCAGACACGCCACUGCAGUUACACAGGGUGUCCCCCAAGGUACUGUGCUGGGCCCCUUGGUCAGGUGACACCCAGUUCACCUCGGCACCAAAUCCCUAUUCGACCCACAUUGAAUUUCCUUUCUCGGCAAUAAAGACAUGGCUGCAACAACACUUCCUCAAGCUAAACAUGUAUAAAACGGAACUCCUACUCAUAGGCACCAAAUCCACCUUCACCAAAGCUGGCAAUCUUGCGAUUGACACCACUGUCUCCCCCCACGCACGCAACCCUGGCGUCACCCUCUCCUUUGACCACCACAAGACAGACAGACUGGCAAAUUGUCAUUCCUCCACCUCCGCAACAUUGCCAAAGUCAGGUCCUCCCUCUCCUGUCCUGCCGUUGAAACACAUUAAUCUCCUCCUGUCUUGACUACUGCAACUCACUACUCUCCAGUGUCAACUCAGCUCCCUCCAUAAGCUCCAAAUGGUUCAUAACUCUGCAGCCCGACCCCCUCACCCACACUAAGUACUGGCAGCACAUCACCCCUGUCCUCUGAUCUUCACUAGCUCCCUGUCUCCCAACGCAUUGAUUACAAGCUCUUCUUUCUGGCCUACAAAGCCCUUCACCACCUUGCCCCCCCCCCCCCCCCCCCCCCCACCUCUGACAUUCUUGUCCCCUGUCAACCCACACGCCCCUUACCCUAAACCAGAUUCGUAUCCUAACCCCAACCCUCCCCAUACACUGAUACAUCUCUCUUAUUUCAGCCCACCCCGCUCUUUAUUCAUGUUUUUGUCAACUUUCUUCUUCCUUAACUUUUUUUUUUUUUACAAUUGUGAAGAGACUUUGGUCCUUAAAGCGCUAUAUUAAUCCCAUGUUGUAUUACUAUAUGUAGGGUUCAGAUGUAGGUUGAGUUUAUUUUUAUUUUUACAGGGACAGUGCACGUUAAUCAACGUUUCAGUAAAAGUGCUGGUUUUAGCCAGCCGGCUCAUUUUCAACCGCAGUCCCUGGGCAGGUUGUUGAUGUGAGGCCCUCUUCUCCAUUGAUCACUUACCACUAUGGUCUAGCCAUAUAUUUUGGUAACACUCAGCCAAUCUAAGUGGCCUGAAGCCUAAUUUGUGAUCCACGAGCAUAACUUGUGAUUUUAAGCAAUCGCCGAGUGAAGUAUAUGUUUAGGAUUCUGCCAAGUAUGACCAUUUUUAAUGAAUGAUGGACACCGAAAUAACCAAUGUUCUUUAUGCUAAUUGCACUAAGGUCCCCCUAUGGCUGUGUUUUUUUUUUUUUUUUUUGUGUGUGUUGUCGGUCAGUGAGCAGGGAUCGCCAGUCCUGCCUGAGGGUGAUCUUACCCUUCUGUUGCCUUGUCUUAUGUAAAGGGACUUCAGUCUGUCACCAUAUAUAUAUAUAUAGCCAUGGCAACUACUGUAGCCUGUUUAGAUUUGGACUCUCUUGACUUGAUGAUGUCAUUGAUUCACAAAGCUAUACUAGCAUCACUCACUCCUUGCUUGUGGUUAUGGAAGAGGUUGUAAGAUAUUAAAAACACACUUAACACCUUACCCCCUCAGAAUAUCAACUCAAUAAAUGGGUUUUGGAGAAAA
This is a messenger RNA of Salvelinus namaycush (lake trout), 4616 nucleotides long. Its product is annotated as isocitrate dehydrogenase [NADP] cytoplasmic-like. Gene Ontology annotation, biological process: isocitrate metabolic process. Gene Ontology annotation, cellular component: mitochondrion; cytosol; peroxisome. The transcript is spliced from 9 exons. Gene Ontology annotation, molecular function: NAD binding; magnesium ion binding; isocitrate dehydrogenase (NADP+) activity. Lineage: Eukaryota; Metazoa; Chordata; Actinopteri; Salmoniformes; Salmonidae. The record is from RefSeq and is a predicted model, not a curated record. The coding region runs from base 320 to 1429 and encodes 369 amino acids.